ACAUCACCUCCCCUAGCGCUUCGUUGCUGGGCUUCUUCUCGUUCCCUCUUGGCUCGCUUCUCGUCGCCAUGGCGCCGAGGAAACCUAGGGCUUCGAGCCGGAAUCCCGAGCUCAUCCAUGGGAUCGGGAAGUACUCGCGGUCGAAGAUGUACCACAAGCGCGGGAUCUGGGCGGUCAAGGCCAAGCACGGCGGCGUUUUUCCCCUCCACGAGCCCAAGGCGGCGGCGCCCACUCCUGCCGAGAAGCCCCCCAAGUACUACCCUGCCGAAGACGUCAAGCACCCCAUCCCCAAUCGCCGCAAGCACAAGCUCACUAAGCUCAGGGCGAGUAUUACUCCUGGGACGGUUCUGAUCCUUCUCGCUGGGAGGUUCAUGGGGAAGAGGGUCGUCUUCUUGAAGCAGCUCCCUUCGGGUUUGCUUCUCGUUACUGGACCAUUCAAGAUCAAUGGAGUACCUCUAAGACGAGUAAAUCAGGCUUAUGUCAUUGCAACAUCUACUAAGGUUGACAUAUCUGGAGUCAAUGCUGAGAAGUUUGAUGACAAGUACUUCACCAAGGAAAAAAAGAAGAAGAACAAGAAGGGAGAGAGCGAAUUUUUUGAGACUGAAGAGGAAACAAAGGCACUCCCACGGGAGAAGAAGGAUGAUCAGAAGGCUCUGGAUACCCCAUUGAUAAAAGCCAUCGAAGCAGUUCCGGACUUGAAGGCCUAUCUAGGUGCCAGAUUUUCACUUAGGGCAGGCAUGAAACCCCAUGAGCUUGUCUUCUAGGCACUUUGUCCUAACCUUUUCCCUCAAAAAUUCUCCGUUUAGAUUCAGCCUAGGUGGUGGUACUUUCAGUUUUGAAUGUCAAGAAGGAUAUUGGAUUUUUGUUUCAUGCUUGUCUUGUGGGUGAAUUGAAAAUUUUAAUCAGUAAAGUGUUCUGCGGUGGAACUGGCUGUAAGUUAUGUCUUAAUUGGGAAGAUUACUGUUCUACCUUCAACAUAUAUCAUUUCUUGAAGACAAUGUGCUAUAUUUCUAAGA
Messenger RNA from Phoenix dactylifera (date palm), 1016 nucleotides. Its product is annotated as large ribosomal subunit protein eL6-like. Gene Ontology annotation, cellular component: ribosome; cytosolic large ribosomal subunit. The record is from RefSeq and is a predicted model, not a curated record. Gene Ontology annotation, molecular function: structural constituent of ribosome; RNA binding. NCBI's taxonomy places the organism in Eukaryota, Viridiplantae, Streptophyta, Magnoliopsida, Arecales, Arecaceae. Gene Ontology annotation, biological process: cytoplasmic translation; ribosomal large subunit assembly.